UGAGCCCGGAGGGGCCGCACGUGCCGUGGGGCGUCUUCCCGGCCCGGCCCUGCAUGCAGCGCCCCCGGCCCCGCGGGGGCUCCCCCGGCAUGAGCAGCGGGCGCUAGAGGCCGCAGCAUGGCCGGCAGCGGCUACACGGACCUGCGCGAGAAGCUCCAGUCCAUGAUGCCCUACCGGGACGGCCACAAAGGCGGCGGUGGCCCCCGGGAGCUCGGGGACGCCCCUGCCGCCAAGCGCAAAUACCAGGCGGCGUCGGACUCGGAGCCCAGCGACUACGAGGAGGCGGCGGAGAAGGAGGAGGAGGAGGAGGCGCGCAAGGUGAAGAGCGGCAUCCGGCAGCUGCGGCUCUUCGGCCCCGAGGAGUGCGCCAAGAUUGAGGCGCGCAUCGAGGACGUGGUGUCGCGGGCCGAGAAGGGGCUGUACAAGGAGCACACGGUGGACCGGGCCCCCCUGCGCAACAAGUACUUCUUUGGCGAGGGCUACACCUACGGGGCGCAGCUGCAGCGCCGCGGCCCCGGGCAGGAGCGGCUGUACCCGCGGGGCGAGGUGGACGCCAUCCCCGAGUGGGUGCAUGACCUGGUGAUCCGCCGGCUGGUGGAGCACCGGGUGAUCCCUGAGGGCUUUGUGAACAGCGCCGUGAUCAACGACUACCAGCCCGGCGGCUGCAUCGUCUCGCACGUGGACCCCAUCCACAUCUUCGAGAGGCCCAUCGUCUCCGUGUCUUUCUUCAGCGACUCUGCGCUCUGCUUUGGGUGUAAGUUCCAGUUCAAGCCCAUCCGGGUCUCUGAACCCGUCUUGUUCCUGCCUGUGAGGAGAGGGAGUGUCACUGUGCUCAGUGGAUACGCAGCUGAUGAAAUUACACACUGUAUUCGACCACAAGACAUCAAGGAGAGGAGGGCCGUUAUCAUCCUUAGAAAAACAAGACUAGAUGCUCCUCGAUUGGAAACAAAAUCGCUGAGCAGCUCUGUGUUGACAGCAGGUUACACCUCUGACCGACUGUCAGGAACCAACAGGGACCAGAUCCUGAAACCAAAGCGGUCCCAUCGGAAAGCAGAUCCUGAUGCUGCUCACCGGCCUCGGAUUUUAGAAAUGGAUAAAGAAGAGAACAGGCGUUCGGUCCUCUUACCAAAACACAGGAGACGAAGCAACUUCAGCUCAGAGAACUAUUGGCGAAGGUCUUACGAGUACACGGAGGACUAUGACGAGGAGGAGGAGGAUGGAAGUCCAGCCAGGAAGGUUAAAAUGAGGCGACAUUGAGGAAUGGGCUUCUGAGGGUCCCAGAGCUGGAGAGAAGGGCCUCUGAUCUGUGAAAACUUUCCCCCUCCAGCUAUUUUCCAUCUAGCUUCAGUUUUUGGUUUUGUUCUUUCCUUUCAGCUGAUGAGUCCUUGGAAAGGAUCUGGCUGGCUGCGUUACGAAUGGAGUAAAACUGAGGCACGCGUAGCACUGGGACGUGUGUGGUGCCACCCACGGUUUCCCGAGUAGUGGGUCAAACACAGCUGCUUUCCCUCCCGAAGCAGUGAAUGUCAGAGCUGGGCCGGGCUGGCUGUUGGCAUUUUUUAUUUUCCCCCAAACACCAAAAAAGUGAGAGGUUUCCUUGCUGGAAAGUCACAAAACGUUGGGGUUUUUUUUUUCCUUUUGCUUUAACUUGUGUUUUUGUUUCUUUUCACGUGUUCUAAAUCUGCUGUUUGACCCCAAGAAUUGUAACUCUCGUGGCCUCCUACUCCAUGCUACACCAAAGGGCUCCUCAGUCUGCUAUUAUAUAGUGAGGGUUUUUUUCUUUAUUUUUUUUUUGUUAAGGGUGCCCUGCAGUAACUGGAAAUUCGAAGCUUUGCAGACACCUCUCGCUGCAUCCGGUUACAGAGCGUUUAGGACAUUUGUUGCACUUUAGUAACAGUUUUUAAAUGCCAUAUACUCCCCUUCCAGCCCCCAUCCUCCAGCUCGCUUGGCCUCGCCAGCAUCCUGUCUUCUGCGCUGCUAACUAAAAGGUAUGUUUUCUCUGUGAAGAGCAGCCGUAAACUUGUGCCCACAGAGGCUGGUUCUGAGGGCUCAUCGCAGAGAGAAUAGAGCCUUUAGGAACUGAAGUAAUUGUCUGCUAGACCUUUGUCUGUAACUGCAUACGUGCAGGUUUCCUUUCCAGAGGUGUGUUGUUUGGACCCUAAACAUAGUGUCCUGCUUGGCUUUGAGACCUGUUGUGCCAGGGGACUGAGAUCUGUAUCGGAGCCCCUGGGACUUUGAGUAUGAAGAUGACGCGCGCGCGUGUGUGUGUGUGUGCGUGCGUGCGUGCAUGUGUGUGUGUGUUGGGUACAUGCUUUCCCCUUCUCCAAGUGAGAGACUAGCCAGAACGAUCUGUCGGGGUAACGUUGCACUGUGAGGGGGCCUGACUGGGGAGCACGGUAGGACGUGCUCUCUCUGUGCAGGCAGGAGCUUGCCCUCCUGGGUCCUCACCCGCUUGAUCCAAGACGGCGUUCUCUCCCGAGUGCCUCGUUUGAGGACACCCCAGAGCUUUGCAACAGCCUGAGGAAUCUGCUGGACUUCACUGCAGAGGUGUGCUCCAUGAUAUUGCCCGAGUAGUGCUAGCAGUCCUGUUCUUGCUUUGGUGUUUGCAGUUGGCUUGGUGGUGGGAGGUUGGGGGUCUCCAAACCUGCUUAGUUCUGCUGCUCGGCUUUCCCCGGCAAACGCAGGAACUGCUGGACGAUGCCUGUAUUCUGCUGAUUUGAAUGUCAGUAUGAAUUCCUGGUGCAGAAAGCUCCAUGGCUUGAAAAACAGUACUGAAGAGGUCAUCUUUGUGGCGCACAGGAGUUGAGGUUAGAAUAUCAGAAGUCCCUCCAUGCUUCCUGCUUGUCUUUGCGCCCACAUGGCUGCAUUAUCCUGGCUUAGAGCCUCCUUGUAAUAACACAUUUAGAAACCUAACUUUAACAAACAGGGGGUAGAAAGAAACCCUCUCUGAAUUCAGUAUCUUGAAGCCAGGUAUCAGCAGCUGCAAGGAGUGGUCUUUUUUUUCAAGUUGUCUUAAACUCUUUAAAAAUUGCAGCUCUCUUUGGUUGUGUGUUCAGUGCUCUCUGCUGGUCUGCACGCUUCACAGGAAAAGGAUCGAAUACAUUUUGAAUACAGCCUGAUGCUCUCACUGAGGCGUUUUCAGCCCACCAGGCCUUGUUCCUUCAUGUGCUGUUAGAAAUCUAGCAUGCUUGCCCACCUCUUAGUUCUUAUGCAUGCCUUUUUCUUCUCCUGGCCCCUAGUGAUGGUCCUGUUGCAAACAUAACUUCAGGAGAACUUUUAUCCGCAUGAGACUCGAGCCCUUUGGGGGUUAUCUGUCAUCCUUCAGCCUGGUGUUUGGAUUGCGUUUCUGCUGCAGAACUCCAAUUCGCAUGCCUCAAAGAUGAGAGGAGCCUGUUUGCCCAUCGAGCGAGCCCCACCGCUUCUGCCCUGGUGUGGAAGUUCAUACUUCUGGUUGCCUUCAGGAUGUCAGCUGAAUUUGAAAAUUGAGGCUUGUCUUUAAAGCUGGCAUUUCUCUGCCCUUUCGCUUGUUGGCUUUGUCAGCAGGCCAACUCCAAGCCAUCCUCACACUCAGUAGGGGAGUGCUUUCUUUGGGGACAUUGGGUUUUUCUGAGUGUUUGAAACUAGCCCGUAUACUGGAUCCACGGCGUUACCAUUUAUGGCAGACACCCUAAACAUCAGCCCCUCUACAAGAUGGUGGCUGGUCGUGGGAGGCUUAGGAGUGCUUGUUUUUUUUCUGAACUAGGCGGUUUUUGGAUUUGCAUUUUAAAAGCCCCAUCGCUUCUAAGGGGCUGUGCUGAGCCCCUCCUGCUGUACAAUAGCUCAGUGUUUCUGCUUAAACAUAGUUCUGGCUGGAUGAAUAGAAAUGGUAGUAACCAGUGCUUCUCUUUCCUCCUAUUACAUGCAGUGGAUCCUUCUACCCAUGCUGCUUUCAGCCUGCCCCUGCAGUCUGGCUCUCCAUCUUCAAAUGAAGUUGGUUUCAGUUUUUCCUCUGAGGUGACAAUUUGGUGAGGCUCACUGAUGGGGCCACUAAUAGAGCACGGUUCGCUGUGUUACCUAGAGUGGAAUAAGGUAUUGGAUUUUUCUCGGGAAAGGAGCAGUAGACCUACUAAUGUCUCAUGCAUCAAGGUCUUUCCUCUAGCAAGGUAUAACGACACCUCAUUCCAUCCCCUUGUGUGCAGCAGGGGUACAUUCGUUGCGUUUAUUUUGUAUUCCUCCAUGCAACCUUUUUUCUGCUUCUCCAUCUUCACGCUUCAUUUAGUUCUACAGCUUUUGAGCGAGCAGCAGUGCCCCUUGGGGUUAGCGUCAAAUCUGUGUUUUUUCUUUGGUUGCAACAUUGACGUGUUGGCAAAAUUGGGGCAUGACUAGUUGUGACUCCUGAUGCUGUCUGUGGGCUGAAGUCGCCCCGUGUGUCUGCAGACCAUCCUCCCCAGGUGGACAGAUAUUUUAUACAGACCCACGUAUGUAUAUGUGUAGAUGCACGUUCUUAGUUCUUUUGUACUGAUCCACAUCCAAAAGAAACCUUCAUUCAGACACUUUGAGAAUCUAUGUCUUCACACCGAGCUCAAUAUCAAGUGACAGGAGACUCCCUAAUCUGACAACAGCUCAGGAAAUUCAUCCCACCCACAUCUUGCUUUGAUAGCUGUAUGUCUCUGCUCUGUGAGGCCAGGUCAAACUUUCAGGGCACUGCCCUGAUGUGGAAAACACCCAGAACCCAAGCAAUUCACUUUUUUAAUUAGGAAUCACCCAUGUUCCAGCUGCCUCCCUGCUCUAAGUGGUAAAAAGCUGGAAGUGGGGUCAUGACCACCUGUGCAAUGUGAAAGAGAGCUGGUGACUUAGCAAAGCCUCAGUCACGGGCUUGAUCCACUUGGUUUUAAUCGUCUUUCCUGAGAGCGCACCAUAAUGCAGUCAGGUUUCCUCUCUGUAACCCAGAAGCGUGUAGUAUGUGUGACCUGUCCAGCAGCCAGCACCCUAAAUCAAAGGCACUGCCAAAUUACAAAAAAAAAAAAAAAAAAAUCCCAAAGACCACGGCAGUAUUUUUCUUCACUAAGGAAGGGAAAUGCUUUCUGCUUCUUUGCAGAUAAAUGAUGGGGAGGAAUUUUGUACUUUUGCUGCUGUUAUCGUUGGGCUGCAUGCAAGUGAAAGGAGUCUUAAAAAAACCCCCGAGUUUGUUGCAUGGUGAGUCCAGAAAAAAGCGGCUGUUGGCUGGUCCCUGAGAAGGAGAGUGAUGUUAUAGGGAUGCUUUUUUGAGACUCCUCCUUCUGAGGUCGUCGUUGCUUUGAUGGUGCCAGAUGCUUGGAGGGCACUUCGCGUUAACAGGAUCCAGUCAAGUGAGACGUACCCGCAGCAAGGUCAUAGCUGCCACAUCUGACUUCUCACCUGCGAAGUUCUAGUCCAGCCGGUGCAAGUCACUGAGUCACGAGAUGCAUGAGCUGUAAUCCAAAGGCUUGGUUCAUCUUUGAAGGUUGGGCUGCCUAACCAGCUUUUGAAGGUUGACCUGUAUUUUGGCAAGCAAUGCACACACCUGAGUUUCCCGUGCCAGGAGCUUCUGCUGGGACACAGGGUGACAAACACAUGCAGGCACAAGCUGACUAUUUUUUUUUCUUUCCAUUUUUGGUUUUGAAUCUCAUACAAAGCAUCUUCCAGUAUUUUCUGUGCAGGGAAAGGGGGAGUGGGGGGUGGAGUUCUUUGUUCUUUGUUUUUAAUGCUGUUAGUAUGUGCUGUUGAUAGCGAUGCUUGCUGGAGAUGGGUCUAAACCCACCCCCCAGUUUCAUAUGGCCAUGAAACUCGGGGGAAAAGUUCAAAGCUGGCCCUGGACUCUGGUUUGGACCUGCCCCCAGUGACGGCUAGUUUUAUAUGCCAAAUGCAAUUUCCCUUUCCCAGUUGGAAGGAGAGCCAGCAGCCCGACGCGUCAGCUGGCCCCCAGCAUCCUCCCCGUCCCCCACACGCGCGCACACACCUGAAGUUCUGGCUGACUUUUGUUUUGUUUUUUAAAGAUUCUCUAAUUUUUUUGUUACAAAUAAAGAAAGUGGCAAUAUUUUUUCUGUAAGUUUUUUCAUAGGAGAGCGUGGUUUGUAACAAAAGUUGUACAGUUCUGACGUUUGAGAUACACAAAAAAAAAAUAAUAAAAAAAAAGUCCUGUGUGGAACACUGUAAAUGGGCAGAGAUUAUUUUAUGUACAGUACAAUGCGGGGGGGGAAUCUUUUAAUUCCGGUUGAUUCUUAGGAAGACUUUAGUUCUUCACUGUCAGGGUUUGAAGUUUCAUGGAUUUCAUUUUUUUUUUUUUCCUUGUAUAGAAUGCUGCAUUUAAUUGAAUAAAAGCAGAAAGCAUCAC
This is a messenger RNA of Gavialis gangeticus (Gharial), 6328 nucleotides long. It is a transcript of the gene ALKBH5, whose product is annotated as alkB homolog 5, RNA demethylase. The coding region runs from base 118 to 1257 and encodes 379 amino acids. Gene Ontology annotation, cellular component: nucleus. The transcript is spliced from 4 exons. The record is from RefSeq and is a predicted model, not a curated record. NCBI's taxonomy places the organism in Eukaryota, Metazoa, Chordata, Crocodylia, Gavialidae. Gene Ontology annotation, biological process: mRNA export from nucleus; mRNA processing. Gene Ontology annotation, molecular function: oxidative RNA demethylase activity.